This is a messenger RNA of Diplodia corticola, 4692 nucleotides long. RefSeq names its product nacht domain protein. Lineage: Eukaryota; Fungi; Ascomycota; Dothideomycetes; Botryosphaeriales; Botryosphaeriaceae. The transcript has 7 exons. The coding region runs from base 1 to 4692 and encodes 1563 amino acids. The record is from RefSeq and is a predicted model, not a curated record.
AUGAACGGUGCCAAUGCUUUCGGUUCUUCCAAGGCCGGUUCGGCUUCCACCAGCAGGGCAACCACAACAUUCGAAGAAGAUGUUCGAGGCCGCGUCACAUCGAUCCUGGACAAGGAUGCGGUGGUUUUCUUCCGCGAGAUCCAAGACGAUAUCAAGGAUGGUCCCAUCACAUCGGCUUCUCUCGCUGCACUGAAAGCUGCCGAGGAGCGCAAGGCUUCUCGCAAUCGCUCCUGGAAGAUUUUCAACCGAGUCGUUUCCCCCGUCGUCAAUCUUUUGACCGGCUACUACAACGUGAUUGAUACGAUUUGUCAGGCUGACCCAACACCGGGUGCGGUCAUAUGGGGAUGUCUCAAGAUCCUCAUCAACAGUGCUCACCGGGCGGCAAACCUCUUCGAGGCCUUUGGCGAGCAAAUCGACCGUGUCAGGUUCCACCUGAAACGGAUCAACCAUUUCAAAGCUCUCUUUCACGAAUCGGACGCAAUGAGCGACGUAUUGCACAGGUCGUGUUUGAACGUCGUCACGUUUUGCACUUUGGUGUGGAAGGAGUGCAAGAGGUCCACACCCGUCUUCCUACUCAAAAGCUUGAGUCCUUCGUUGACUCGGGACUUUGAAAAGAUAUCAUCAGCUAUAAAAGUUGACAGAGAAGAUCUGGAAGAUAUGGGGGGAUGGAUUGACCAAGAAAGGGGAGAUAGCCAUAGACAGGAAUUCGCCAAGUUCCUUACUCAGCAGCAGGAAGAGCAGAAGUGGAAAACAUACCAAUCGGCAGUGCAAUGGCUUGGAGGCCAGUCUUCAGCAACGUCUCAGGAACGCGUUGAGUCCUCCCGCCCGGAGACAACCGUAGUGGAUUCAACGGACUGGAUACUUGGCGCUCCUGAAUUCCAAGCAUGGACCUCGGAUUCUGCAAGUCAUCCCGUGUUGUGGCUGACUGCUACCCCCGGCGCUGGGAAGACCAUGCUUUGCUCCCAAGUGAUCCAGAAGACGAAAGAAAAAUUCCCCUCGGCUGGCAUUGCAUCCUACUUCUAUCGAUUUGACGAGAGGAUCCCCACAUCUCAGGUUCUCCAAAGCAUCGCCAAACAGUUGCUGGAACAACUGUGGAUGACCAACAAGGAGUUACCCGAUUCUGUCAGUGCCUUCCCUCGCACUCCACCCAACAUGAAGAGCAGUAUUCUGGGCAUGAUCAGGGCCAUGGCCGAAUCUACAGCAUUCACCAAGAUCUUCAUAUUCCUCGAUGGGGUGGAUGAAGAUGCUUCAGAAGGACCACCUGAUCUUCAAUCGGCCCGGCAGGCUUUGUCGGACCUGAUCCCCUUGACUGAUCCAGCAUCGAAAGGAACCUUUCGGCUCUGGAUAUCCAGCCAAUACCGCACUCACAUAGCGGGAAAACUGAAAUCUCACCUUCGAGUCCAGCUCAGCGAUCAGAACGAAUCUGCGCUGCGGUCGUUCUUCGACCAGGAGCUCCCGCAGCUCAGGAAACUGGAGCUCGAGCAGGAAGAACUGGACGAGCUCGUGGAUAUGUUGAGGGACAUGGUCAAAGGAAACUUCCUUUGGGCGCGUUGCAUGAUCGGGCAUCUCAGAGACGUUUGCGAAAGCCCCGAGGAGGUGCAGGAGUUCAUCGAGACAAGCCAACCGUGGAGCCUCGACGAGUACUACAAGAACUUGCUGCGUCGCACACGGGAGCAUGACCGAGAUCUCGCAAGUAAAAUAUUGUCCAUCGUUUGUUUUGCCCGCCGUCGAGUAUCAGUCAGCGAGCUUCGAGAUGCACUUUGCAUGAUGCGCAGCUCCGGUUCCAAGGAACCGAGAAAGAAGCCCGUGCUGCACAAAGUGAAAACACUACUCCCCCCAUUCAUCGUCACAAGCGGUUCUGAGGAAGACGAAUCAGGCCGAUGCGAACUGUUCCACAGCACAGCACGGGGAGUUUUGCAAGCCAAUCCUGGUAUCUUGGAGAAGGAUCACACAGGCCUUGGGAGUAUUUCCAUCAAUGAGUAUCACCUUGCUUGGGUGUGCGUUCGAUACCUGGCCGAUCCCAAGUUCAAGGAGCCCCUCAAAUUAUCGGAUGGCCAAUGGAAAACAUGCAGUGGGGAGGCGAUAGAGUCGGACGGCUUUCUCCGCUACUCGGCCAAGUACUGGGACAAACACCUCGACGCAGUGAAGCCAAGUCCCGAGCUGAAGGCCUUGGUUUCUCGUUUCGUCCUCUCCCCAAACUACCAGACCUUGCUCCAACUCCAACACAUUUACGUCGACAGCCAUUUUGCGACCUUCAUGGUGGUUGGACGACCAGAGAACCAAUUGUUCCUCCGGAGAGUGUUUCCAGACUGGUUCGCACCGAAGGAUACCCCGAUCCAGGGGUUCCACAUUCGACGUGGAUACCGCGAGUUCAUCCAUGAGUGGCAUUACUACCUCAAGUGCGGAUGCUGCGAGAAUCCGAGAUGCGUCAUGUCCCAGUUCGCGGGAGAGGUGGACCGCUGCCUCUUCGGUGCUUUGGGCCAGGAGAACUUCAUGUCGCACAUGCACAGCCGGUACGUCAGCUUUAAGCUCAGCAACAACGACGCCACAGGUAUCCAAAGCACACGCCAGUGCUACGAAGGCUAUUCAAAUGCUGGAGACCUUGUCCACGUGUUACAGUUUGCCUCUCGUACCAUGGCCUCUAAACUGCGGUUUGUGUGCGAGACGUGGCACUUGAUGGACAUGAAGCAGCCAUCUCUCUACAAAAGACAGUUUGUUGAAGUCGGAGAGGAGUCCCACUGGCCGCUCUACUUCAAGAUGGUCGACGGCGAUGUGAAAGCCAGAUACGACCAAGCGAAGCCAAUAGCAUUCGACGAGAGUGGGAGCUGUCUCCGGAUCGGAUCAUCCAUCUUUCUACGAGACCGGGACGGGAACUUCAAUUCUCAGCAGCCCGGAAGCAGUGAGAGAGACCAGCCGCCCGAGUAUUUUGAAGAAUUCGCCAUGCGCCCAGGGAUUUUGGCCAUUGCCAGUCGCCGAAACAGUGCAAAGCUGGGACCCGAGCGCAGCAAUGCCGAAGAUGCCGUUCAAGAUGUCGUGGCACUGUUUGCGAGGGCGCAGAAAGAAGACAGUGAAUCCGAUGCCGACGAAUCUGAACCGUCCAGCGAAGGAGAGGAGACUUCAUCAACCAGCUCCGACGACGGCUGGAGUUCUGUGGACGAGAGCUGGAGUGAGGCGUCAACCGAACCAAGUGAUGCCCUGGAAGACGAAAACAUCCUGAGCGUGUUCAAAGGCUAUGGCGGAAGCUCCGAAAGCGAAGCAUCCGCGGACAGCGAGACGGAGGAAACAGAGUCGGAAACAAGCAGUGGAAGUGAGCUUGGAGGGAACCCGUUCGCCCGCUUCUACAAAGGCUAUCAUGACGACUCGUCCGAUGCCGACGAGGCCUACGUCGCAUUCGGCGACAACGACAGCGACGAAGACCUGAUCCACGCCUUCCUGUCCUACAGGCGGAGAAGGCGGCCCAAGAAGCAGACGGAGCGAGACCUCCAGGCCUCCAUCCACGUCUUCAGCACAUCCGAAUCGGGAAUGCAGCACCUCUUCCGCCUGCGCCAGCCGCUCCACCUACCUCUCUACGACUCCGCCCCCGCCUUGCACCCGUCCCUACCGCUAGUCGUGUGGCCCCUCGGCCCGAGCACCAUCCUCCUCCUCGACUACGAAAGGAAGCAGUACUUCACCCGCAAGCUCCGGCCCACGACCUCGCUCACCCGUCAAGUCUUCAUCAAAUGCCGCUUCUCCCCAGACGGCCAACACCUGCACAUCGCGACGCUCGAAGCGCACCGCGACAAUCUCACGGGCAGCCGACGCAAGCAGAUCAAGAAACAGAAGAGGCGCAACAACAACAACAACAACAACGAAGACACCAACCCCACCACUGACCCGGACCCAGACCCGCUCCACCUCUCCCUCUUCCUCUCCACCUACCGCCUCCACCCCCACAAGCCCACCCGCACCCCACCCGCCCAAACCCACCGCGCCAAGCUCGCCCUCGGCGCCGUACACGCCCUCCCCGUCGCCCGCCUGCCCGUCGCCGUGACGUGGACCCCGCAGCACCUGUACGUGACGCAGAGCGCGCGGACGUUGCGCGUGCACCGCGUGCGCUUGUUUCCACCACCACCUCCUCCUUCUUCUCUGCCAAAAGACAAGACAACGACGACCACCACCACCACCAUCACCGACGACGACAACAACGACGAUAACGUCAACAACGUCAACAUCAACAGCGACCACCUCACCCUCGCCGAGCCGCGCGAACCCAUCUUCCUGCCCGCCACGGCCGCGAAGAGGAGCGUGCGCUUCUUUCCCGGGACGACGACGGCGGCGGCGGCGGCGGCAGCAGCAGCACGCGUGCUAAUCGGCUCCGAGACGAUGGCGCCCGCGCGGCCGCUCACGCGCGGUAUAACUAAUGGCGGCGGCAGCAACGACGACGAGCACGUCGAGGAGGCGGGGGCGGCGGCAGCGGCGGCGGCGUCGUCGGAGCCAAAGUUCGAAGGGGUGCAGGGGCUGGAGGGGCGGGCGUCGGCGCCGGUGGGCGUGUAUCUGACGGAGGGGGAGGGGGAGGGGGGAGAUCUGGGCGGGUGGGUGGCGUCGGCGAGCGGGGUGCGGUUGCCGGAGAAUAGGGGCUUGGGCCGGCUGGACGACAAGGUGGAGCGGUUCGAUGUGGAUGACGAUUGCGACUUGGAGCCGUAUAUUGUGUAG